AUGGAAGAAUAUUUAGAAAGAAAAAAAGAUUUACUAGAUGAAAUAAAAAAAAUUGCAAUACCUAAUAGUACAAUAAAUGAACUUAUUUCUAUACAUAAAGAAAUUUUAACAAAGAAAGAAUCAGUUUUAAAUGUUAAAACAUAUAAGAAUUAUUUGAGAUUAAUAGAAAAUUCAGAAAGUACUACAGAUGAUUGUGAGGUAAAGCAUAUUGAAUCUGAACUUAUUUGUCCUUUUCAACAAAUAAAAAUUGCUACACCUUUUAGAAAUCACUGCAAUCACGUUUAUGAACGUGAGGGACUGGAAAAAUAUGUUAAUGGUAGAAAUAUAAAGUGUCCUGUUCUUGGUUGUCAUGCUAUAGUAAAACUUAAAUAA
Molecule: messenger RNA, 372 nt
Organism: Vairimorpha ceranae
Lineage: Eukaryota; Fungi; Microsporidia; Nosematidae
Exons: 1
Coding region: 1-372 (123 amino acids)
Molecular function (GO): zinc ion binding
Source: RefSeq, a predicted model, not a curated record